This is a messenger RNA of Oryzias melastigma (Indian medaka), 1472 nucleotides long. It is a transcript of the gene rpia, whose product is annotated as ribose 5-phosphate isomerase A (ribose 5-phosphate epimerase). The transcript is spliced from 9 exons. The record is from RefSeq and is a predicted model, not a curated record. Gene Ontology annotation, molecular function: ribose-5-phosphate isomerase activity. Gene Ontology annotation, biological process: D-ribose metabolic process; pentose-phosphate shunt, non-oxidative branch. Lineage: Eukaryota; Metazoa; Chordata; Actinopteri; Beloniformes; Adrianichthyidae. Gene Ontology annotation, cellular component: intracellular membrane-bounded organelle. Bases 92 to 907 code for a protein of 271 amino acids.
UAGUGAUAUAACUCAUUGGUCCUGAACUGCAGAGUCCGGAAUCCUCUCCGCUUCUUGGGGAGGCUCUCUUGCUCCUGCGGGAGGGGGUGUCAUGAGGCUGCUAGGGUGCAUGUCACUCCUCUCUGCUCCACCCUCGCGGAGGCUGCUCGCGCUCUCCAGUUGCAGGCACGUGCGCUGCUCCAGCGAGGCUGAUGCUAACAUGGCAGAGGAGGCGAAGAAGCUGGCCGCUUACGCCGCCGUGGACAACCACGUCCAGAAUAACCAAGUGGUCGGAGUGGGUAGUGGAUCAACCAUUGUUUAUGCUGUGGAUCGACUAGCGGAGAGAGUGAUGCAGGAGAAACUCAACAUCGUGUGUGUUCCCACCUCCUUCCAGGCCCGGCAGCUGAUUCUGCAGCACGGCCUCACGCUGUCGGAUCUGGACCGACACCCGGAGCUGGAUGUGGCGAUUGACGGGGCGGACGAGGUGGAUGCAGAGCUGACGCUGAUCAAAGGUGGAGGCGGCUGUCUGACUCAGGAGAAGAUUGUCGCCGGCUGUGCUAAAAGCUUUAUCGUCAUUGCUGAUUACAGGAAAGACUCCGAUUCUCUGGGCCAGCAGUGGAAGAAGGGCAUUCCCAUCGAGGUCAUCCCCAUGGCUUGGGUUCCCAUCUCCAGGGUAAUCGCCAGGCGCUUCGGAGGGGAGGCCAACCUGAGGAUGGCUGUCAGUAAAGCUGGUCCAGUCGUCACCGACAACAGCAACUUCCUCCUGGACUGGAAGUUCGAGCAGGCCCAGAACUGGAAGGAGGUGAACACUGGCAUCAAGAUGAUUCCUGGUGUGGUGGAGACGGGGCUCUUCGUCAGCAUGGCUGAGAAGGCGUAUUUCGGCAUGGAGGACGGAAGCGUGAAGGUCCGGGACGCCCCCGUGAACUGACGCUUUGAUGCCGCGUGGUCUCCUCCUCCAAACACUCAUAGCUCGUUCCAGAAGUGCCAAAGUCAGAAUCCAGAAGAAGCAGAAUCUGAGAGGGUUCUCUUACUUUAAAGCUUGAAGUUUCAGUGUUCAUCUUCCUCGUCUAGCUCCACUGGUGUGUGAAUGUAUGUAUGUUCCAGUGAUGGUCAGAGGGGCCAUCCUGGCAGCCACGCCUCUGUCAGUCUGGCUCGAAUCCGUUAUUAUUAUUCUGAUUAUUAUUCUGUGAUGCUUCAGUGUCUUGAUGAGUUUGGAAGCUUGCAGUGAGGAUGAAUGAGACAGACUGUAGGAUUAUGGUGAUCCAGCAGAGAAAUGCUGCUGAAGAACCUUUCCAUGCUGCUGUUGGACACAGCUCCCACAUGUCUCAGUAUUACUGCUGCCACAAAUCGUUACUUUAUUACUCAACCAAUCACAGAUUAUUUUUUCAGAUUAGUCGACUAAUCAGGUCAUGCACAAACUGGAUGUAAAGCCCACAUCUUAACUAUCAUUAGCUUUAAACGAACUACAAACUACACAUACAGCAUUACCUGUG